This is a messenger RNA of Chenopodium quinoa (quinoa), 1634 nucleotides long. RefSeq lists its product as uncharacterized. The coding region runs from base 171 to 1073 and encodes 300 amino acids. Lineage: Eukaryota; Viridiplantae; Streptophyta; Magnoliopsida; Caryophyllales; Amaranthaceae. The record is from RefSeq and is a predicted model, not a curated record. The transcript has 8 exons.
UUCAGUCCCUCAUUGUUUGUUUCUUGUUCUUCUACCUAGCCAUCAGAUCUUCUUGUGGAUUUGGUGUCGGGAACGCUGUUGUGUUCGUCGAUCUGGGGAAAUUGCGGAGGAGUUCUGUAAAUUCAUUUACUCGGAUAUCAGCGAUUAUCAGGCAAAAUAUUGGGGAGUAAAUGUCGAAGAGGAAAUUGGAGCCGAAGGCUGGUUGUGCAAGGUCGAAAAGGAAAUUGGUAGAGAAGGACGUUGUGGGGGGUCAAGUGAAUCAAAAAACAGAAGCACUGAAUCCCCAUGUGUGUUCAGGUAGAACAAAGGCACCAAAUUUGACUUGCCGUGUGGAGUCAUUUGGAAGAAUAUGUCAGAAGUUUGACGAGAGACGGAAGAGGUGGGUGUCUGAAAUGGGGUUUUCUGGCCUCCUUCAUUUAGCUUCUGGGAUGCAUAUGCCUAGGCAGUUGGCAUAUUGGUUGCUGAGUCGGGUGGAUCCCAUUUGGAAGAUGUUGAUUUCUCCCAAGGGGUCUGAGUUUAAGUUGUCAGCUAAUCAAGUACAUUGGAUACUUGGCAUCCCGAAUGGUGGCAAGUGUGUUCCCUUGAAAAAAAAUAUGAGGCUAGAUGUUAAGGACCAGGUUGAGAAGUUGCUCAGUCGAUACAGUUAUUCAUGGGAAACAAAAUGCACGAGAUACAAAGGACGUGCGUAUGUUGUGAAGGGCAUCCAUGUCAAUUCCACUAUAAUGGAUAGAGUUGAAGGUAAUUGGGAAGAGAACGAGGAGGCUGAAUUUAAGACCCUAUUUCUCAUUCUUUCACUUCAUAUGGUUCUCUUCUCUACACAGUCACCACGGUUAUCUUCCGAUUUGUUGCCUGCUUUGACUUGUGCAACUGAAUGUGCUAAGUAUGACUGGUGCAACUUAGUGCUGUCCAAAUUUUUGUCUUCUGUCUCUUCAUUUGCAAAGCGUUUAGAUGCAACAGGAAAUGGUGGUGGUAGCGGUGGCUGCUUGUUGUUUAUUGUGGUCUUUUACCUGGAUCGGCUUAUCAGGGAUCCCCUUCGCUGGGGGACAUUCCCCCGAAUAACUGUUUGGGGGUAAACAUGAUAUACGUCUUACAGCCAGAGAUGAUCGCAUUAGCGAUGUUGGCGAAUUUGGCAAACUUGGGAUGCUAAAUGUUGCUUAUGGUGAAACCCACCCUUUAGACACGAGGGAUACCAGUGGACCUCCUGAAUCCUGUUGUAAGAUCGAAGUCCCAGAAACGAACUCAUCCCGAAAGCCCAGGCGAAGGAGGCCUUGGAAGGGUGCUGGUGUAUCGUGGUUCAAUUAAGUACGGCCAGAGGUACCUAUUAUCAUGUAACGAAAUGUGUCUUGUAUUCUUAAUGAGCUGAUCGAUUUGUUACUGAGUUUGGGCUGAAUAAUUGGACAUUAUAGCUUAUAAUGUGAAACAAAGGCUUGGGCUUAGCCCAAACCAAGUGGAUGAACUUAUUUUUGAUAAUCCUCUUAGCCCAAACUCACAUAUGAUGAUUUUUCUGAGUUUGGACUUAAUAAUUGAACAUUAAAUCUUGUAAUGUGAAAUAACGGCUUGGGCUUAGCCCAAACCAACUGGAUGAACUACUUUUUAAUAAUUGUUUUCGCCCAAACUUACAAAUGAUGAUUUUA